AUGAAAGUCACAAAGCCCUUACUCCUCACCACAGUCUCUGCCAUCUUGGUAGGCCUGGCAAAUGCGGGCCCCCCUGUCGAUCUUGGCUAUGCGACAUAUGAAGAAGGGUACUAUGAUACCACCUUCGGGCUGAACGUCUGGAAAAGCAUCCGAUAUGCCGCCCCUCCAAUAGGAAACCUUCGCUCUCAGGCCCCUGCGCCUCCAGUGCAGAACAACACCCAGGUCACCCAAGCGAUGAAACAACCGCCGGUCUGCCCGCAAUCGGGAGCUGCCAAGACACCAACCGUCUAUGGAUUCAAUUCCUAUGCCGGAGAUGAAGACUGCCUGCUCCUGAACCUCUAUGCACCGCCUGGCGCUCGGGACUUGCCCGUCUUCUUGUGGAUUCGUACGGUUCUCGUCUGCCUAUAG
Messenger RNA from Penicillium argentinense, 408 nucleotides. Its product is annotated as carboxylesterase family protein. The coding region runs from base 1 to 408 and encodes 135 amino acids. Lineage: Eukaryota; Fungi; Ascomycota; Eurotiomycetes; Eurotiales; Aspergillaceae. The record is from RefSeq and is a predicted model, not a curated record. The transcript is spliced from 2 exons.